This is a messenger RNA of Verticillium alfalfae VaMs.102, 1020 nucleotides long. RefSeq names its product WW domain-containing oxidoreductase. Lineage: Eukaryota; Fungi; Ascomycota; Sordariomycetes; Glomerellales; Plectosphaerellaceae. The record is from RefSeq and is a predicted model, not a curated record. The transcript has a single exon. Bases 1 to 1020 code for a protein of 339 amino acids.
AUGUCUAGAUACGCCGCCUCCCACGUUAGCACCCAGGGUCCUGGAGAUGCGCGGCCUACAGCUCUUCAGGUCGUUGAGGAUGAAGACCUAUUCAACAAGCUCGCCGGCAAGGUCGUCCUUGUGACGGGCGCAAACUCUGGUAUUGGUGUCGAGACAGCGCGAGCCAUCCACGCCACUGGUGCCACUCUCUACAUCACUGCCAGAGACUCGGCCAAAGCCAAGCAGGCUAUCGAAAGCAUCAAGAACGGACCCGGCCCCAAGUCCGAUGCGCCCAUUCACGCCAUAGAGUUGCGUCUGGAUUCCCUUGCCUCAGUACGAGCAGCGGCCAAGGCCUUCCAUGAUAAGGGCGACAAGCUCAAUCUACUCAUCCUCAACGCUGGCGUCAUGGCCACACCCGAGUGGAAGACGGAGGACGGUUUCGAGGCCCAGUUCGGCACCAAUCACUUGGGCCACUUCCUCCUCUUUCAACUGUUGAAACCCGAUUUGCUCGCAGCUUCCACGCCUGGUUUCCAAUCGCGCGUAAUUUCUGUGGCCUCCUCGGCCCAUCGCUACAGCAAGGUCCGUCUUGACGACCUCAACUUUGAGAAGGAUCCUUACGAAGCCUGGACUGCGUAUGGACAAUCUAAGACGGCCAAUAUCCACUUUGCCAACGAGAUCGAAAGACGAUACGGAUCCAAGGGAUUGCACGGCCUCUCUCUGCACCCCGGUAUCAUCCAGACCAACCUCUCUCAAUAUCUCAGCAAGGAGGUACUGGCGUCGUUUGCGACGAAUGAUGCGCUGAUCAAGGGCAUGAAGAGCGUAGGCCAGGGGGCGGCCACGACCAUUUACGCUGCGCUGAGUAACGAAUGGGAAGGCCGAGGCGGCAGGUAUCUUAGCAACCUUGCCGAGGAGGGUCCAGCGGAAAUCAGUGAGAAUUGGUUACAAAGCGAGGUUGGCUACGCCCCCUGGGCUUACGAUGAGGAGGCUGCAAGGCAGCUUUGGGAAAAGUCGAACAAGCUUGUGGGCAUUGACGACGAGUAA